GGCUGUCUUGAAGCUGUGCUGUUGGCGAAAGCAUGUCUCAGGAGCGCGGAGCGCCAGCGAGCGUGGUUCCCCUGGAGGAAUUAAGUAGCUGGCCGGAGGAACUCUGCCGCCGGGAACUGCCGUCCAUGGUGCCCCGGCUCCUCUCUAUGUAUCGGCAUUCUGACAGUUGGAUGGAGCAUAUUCAAAUUCUGAAAAUUCUUGUAGAAAUGUUUUUACCUCAUAUGAACCACUUGACAUUGGAACAGAAUUUCUUUUCACCAGUGCUGCCAAAGACUGUGAAAUUAUUUGAUGACAUGAUGUAUGAGUUAACCAGUCAAGCCAGAGGACUGUCAAGCCAAAAUUUAGAAAUCCAGACCACUCUAAGAAAUAUUUUAGAGACAAUGGUGCAGCUCUUAGGAGCUCUUACAGGAUGCGUUCAGCAUAUCUGUGCCACACAGGAAUCCAUCAUUCUGGAAAAUAUUCAUAGUCUCCCCUCCUCAGUCCUACAUGUAAUCAAGAGUACAUUUGUACAUUGUAAGAAUAGUGAAUCUGUCUAUUCUGGGCGUUUACACCUAGUUUCAGACCUUCUCCAGGCUCUUUUCAAGGAAGCUUAUUCUCUUCAAAAGCAGCUAAUGGAACUGCUGGAUAUGGUUUCCAUGGACCCUUUAGUAGAUGAGAAUGUUGAUAUUUUGAAUAUGGUAACAGUUAUUCAUUCAUUGUUGGAAAUCUGCUCUGUUAUUUCCAGUAUGGACCAUGCAUUUCAUGCCAAUACUUGGAAGUUUAUAAUUAAGCAAAGCCUUAAGCACCAGUCGGUUAUAAAGAGUCAACUGAAACACAAAGAGAUAAUUACUAGUUUAUGUGAAGACAUUCUUCUCUCCUUCCACUCUUGUGUACAGUUAGCUGAACAGAUGACAGAGUCAGAUGCACAGGAUAAUGCUGACUACAGAUUAUUUCAGAAAACACUCAAAUUGUGUCGUUUCUUUGCUAACUCCCUUUUGCACUAUACUAAGGAAUUUCUUCCUUUCCUCUCUGAUUCCUGUUGUACAUUGCACCAGCUUUAUCUUCAGAUACACAGCAAGUUUCCUCCAAGCCUGUAUGCCGUCAGGAUUUCUAAAGCACAGCAGGAGGAAAUAGCGGGUGCUUUCCUUGUCACACUGGACCCCCUCAUCACUCAGCUUCUCACAUUCCAGCCUUUUGUGCAAGUGGUUUUGGACAGUCGAUUAGAGCUGCCAUGUGAACUACAGUUCCCACAAUGUCUACUGCUCGUUGUUAUCAUGGAUAAGCUGCCUGCUCAGCCUGAGGACGUGCAGACCCUGUGGUGCACAGAGAGCCAGGCCUCGGAAACUACGACCAGAGUAUCUCUACUCAGAGCCAUUUUCUACAGUUUUGAGCAGUGUUCUGGUGAGCUCUCUCUGCCCGUUCAUUUACAGGGAGUAAGGAGUCAAGGGCAAGCCGAGGGCGCCGUCACCUUGUAUCAGCAUGUCUGUGUUCAUCUGUGUGCAUUUAUUGCUUCCUUUCAUCCCUCACUGUUUCCCGAAUUGGAUGCUGCUCUUUUGAACGCUGUGCUCAGUGCCAGUAUGAUCACCUCUUUGCUAGCUGUGGAUGCGUGGUGCUUCGUUGCUCGAUAUGGGUCUGCUGAACUCUGUGCACACCAUGUCACCAUCGUGGCUCAUCUGAUAAAAUCUUGCCCUGGAGAAUGUUAUCAGCUUACCAACCUAUCAAUACUGUUCAGACGUCUGUUCUUCUUCAUGGCCCCACCCCAACAGGUGGAGUUUAUCCAAAAAUUUCCCCCUAAAGAAGCAGAAAAUUUGCCCCUCUGGCAAUGUAUUUCCUUCCAGGCAUUACCUGCUGAGCUAAGGAAACAAACUGCACAUGAGGUCUCCGGGGUGGGCACGGCACAGUGUAAGAAGUGGCUGCGUGGCACGCGCACUCUGGGAGAACUGGAGUCUCUGAACACGGUGCUCUCUGCUUUGCUUGCUGUUUGUCAGUCUGCUACUGAAGCUCUGGAUAUUGGACAACAAACUGCAGUUGUGGAAGUUGGGAGUCAGCUUUGGAGUUUUUUAAACGUUAAACUGGUAACAGGUCAACCUUAUGUUCAACAGACAUUCAACCUUUUACUUCCACUGUUGGGAUUUUUCAUUCAAACUCUAGAUCCCCAGCUGAUAUGUCAGUAUUGUUGGUUACACUGGACUGUCAAUUCAGCCUCCGUCGGUUCUUAUCCUAUCUCCCCGAUACUGAAUAGUUGAAAGUUUUUGUUAUUGCUGUUAACUGCCCAAGAAGAAUCCCUGGGGUUAGGAGUCAUAGUUCAUGUGUGAGCCCUGCAUUCACAGCAUUUUCAAAGGCGUUUCAGCAGCUGUGGGAGUGUGGAGUAAAACCAGCAUCGACUGCCGGAUCAUCCUCAUUGUUUCUUUGAAGAAAUACAAUGAUUUUGAAGGAAGAGCACUACUGAAUUUUCUCUCUGGCCCCAGCUUGCAUGGCUGGAACAGGCAGAACUGGGGUCACUGUCUGGGGGAAUCCUUGUGGUGUUACCUCAGUUAUACCCCGCUUUUGGAGGUUCUGAGCCAAUGGAGAGAGAAAAGGGGAAAGGCCUUCAUCUUCUCUGAAGUGGUUGAGAGGCUUUGGAAUGAGUCCAUACCGGACAGAAGUGAUCCCCAAAUCAAGAGCUGACUUCAACUUACACUCACAUAAAACAGAAACAGAGACUGUUACAAGGUGACACUAACCCUUCCUGUUGAGGAUGACGGAAGAACUAAUACCCUGUCACAGGAGACGGGGAAGUGAGACUUGUGAUGCUUUGUGUUUAGUCGUUCUGGUUAGUGGUUGUGUACAUGAAGAAGUCAGCAUUAACAAACAUUUACUAAUUAGGUAUAUUUUUAAAUUACUGUAUGUGUAACAUGGAUUACUAAAUUAUAUAGAACGAGAAUAUGGUAGAAUAGUUGACUCAAUUUUGUUGAUUCUGAAGGUUCUAUUUCUUUUUUGAAAAAUUAACUACUGGUAACUUUUAUAUAAUUGUACCUACCUUUAAAAAACGCAAAUAACUAAAGUUGUAAAAAUUCACUGUAAGUAAAUUGUUCAUUUAGGCCUUGCUUCCUUUACAGAAGACUUUUAUCUCAGUGUUCCUUUAAAUCAGGGGUCAGCAAACUAGGGCCUCCUGGCGAGAUUCUGUUCUCCUGUUUCCAGCACAAGAGCUAAGGAUGACUUUUACAAUAUUUAAAGGUUUGUAGAAGAAAAAAUGCAAGAGGGAACAUGUUGCCUCCAAAGCCUAAAGCCUAAAAUGUUACCCUCUGGCCCUUUACAGAAAGUCUGUGCAAACCUGCUCUAAAGUAAUGAACUAUUCUCACUAGAAUUUAAAAUGUGAUUUUUAAAGAUUUGAAAGAAGAGCACUUUUUUUUUUUUUUUUUUACAGUGGUUGUUAGGAUGACUGCUCUUAAUAAUUGACUCAGUUGUUAGAUAGUUUUAUUCAAAUUUCACCUGUGGAGUUUCAGUUUUAUGGCGUGUUCGUCUACACUGGGUUUUGUUUUGUUCCCCUCCCCACACACCUAUGAAAAUCUGUCAUGUCUACAAAAUGCUUGUUUUCGUAUGUAACCGUUCUUCGGUCUUUGCCUCUGUAGGUAGUAACUUUGCAGACCUCUCUACUUAGACUAGAGCCCCCUGACCACGUUCGUUUGGCAGUGCUCGAUUUUGUAUCUUCUCUAGGAAAACUUUUUAUACCUCAAGCUAUCCAGG
Molecule: messenger RNA, 3705 nt
Organism: Equus quagga
Lineage: Eukaryota; Metazoa; Chordata; Mammalia; Perissodactyla; Equidae
Gene: FIRRM
Product: FIGNL1 interacting regulator of recombination and mitosis
Exons: 20
Coding region: 33-2225 (730 amino acids)
Source: RefSeq, a predicted model, not a curated record